UAACAAUCAUAUGGAUUCCAACUAAUCCUUUUUCAGCUCAAAUUAAUCACUUACUCCAUCAUCUCCUUAAAAGACUAGGUAUUUUGAUAUUUUUUAUCAAAGACCUCUUCCAAGUCCUUCCUUAGAAAGUCUAGAAGACUUCAAUUUAAACGACAUAUUGUCAGUAGAAGAAAACUCAAGAAAGUCUUCAGGCUAAAGGUUUGACAAACCUGUUUUAGUAAUUGAGUAUUUGGUGGAAAAACUAAAAGACUAUGAAUGAACUUUAAAGGAAUAAAAAAACUUCAGAAAAAAAGAGAAAGAAAAACAAAAUAAUCACUAAUAUGUAUAAAUAAUUUUUUUUCUUUCAUUCUCAU
Molecule: messenger RNA, 353 nt
Organism: Paramecium sonneborni
Lineage: Eukaryota; Ciliophora; Oligohymenophorea; Peniculida; Parameciidae
Source: the annotation of a GenBank genome assembly